Messenger RNA from Radiomyces spectabilis, 2307 nucleotides. RefSeq names its product P-loop containing nucleoside triphosphate hydrolase protein. Gene Ontology annotation, biological process: microtubule-based movement; mitotic spindle organization. The transcript is spliced from 8 exons. Gene Ontology annotation, molecular function: ATP binding; microtubule binding; microtubule motor activity. Bases 413 to 2149 code for a protein of 578 amino acids. The record is from RefSeq and is a predicted model, not a curated record. NCBI's taxonomy places the organism in Eukaryota, Fungi, Mucoromycota, Mucoromycetes, Mucorales, Radiomycetaceae.
UUUGUGUUGUUUCUGUUUCAAUCUCAAAAGGAUAGUGUAUCUUUUUUUUUUGGUGCCCCUCUUCUUUUUUCCUUGCCUCGUCGGCGUUCCAACGACCGAUGCCCUUACUUUUUCAACUUCAGAGCCUCUCACAGCAUUUUACCUUUUUAGCUCCGCAGCGGGUUACCUAUUCCACCCACCCAAAAAAAUAAUAAUUAGAAACUCCCCCCCUUCCUUUGCCUUUCAAGGUUUCUGCGUGCGUGUGCGUGUGUGGUGUGCGCGCGUGUGUGUGUUAUUUUUCUUUUUUGUGCCAAAAGGGCGGCUCCCCGUCGACUUUGCUGCCCCCAACCUGGGAACCUACCUACUAUUCUUCAAGGAUUCCAAUCUCCGCCCUUGUCGUUGGCCUUGACACGGUCAACUAUAUCGUUUCUAUAUGACCACCACCGCUGUUCGGGUGGCGUUACGAGUUCGGCCGCUUUCUACCAGUGAAUCGGUCAUCUACCCGAAUGAAACUGUCACUUUCAUCUCUGAUGAACCACGCAUUCUUUUCUCUGGCACUGAUCGGUCAUUCACCUUUGAUUUCGUUUACCGACCUGAUGCUUCUCAGGAACAACUCUAUCACACCAGCGUCUUACCCUUAGUGACCAGAUUCCUUCAAGGAUAUCAAAUCACUAUUCUCGCCUAUGGAUAUCCGGGAUCGGGCAAAUCGUACACACUUGGUACACACAGCCGAUGGAACGAGAGUAAAGAACAUCAAGGCAUUAUCCCACGCUUUGUACAAACGCUCUUUGACGAUCUCGAUCGCAAUGCACAACAGAAGAGUGAAUUCCAUAUCUACGUAUCGUUUAUUGAAUGCCAUGACGAGUCGGUGAGGGAUCUGUUGAACACCAACGAUACGCGCCACCCAGUAUUGGACGAGUGUUCAAUCAAAGAACAUCGUGUUCAUCGUGCACAAGAAACGCUGGGAUUAUUACAGCAAGGAUUACAGCGUCGUACAGAUAGAUCAAACGAUAACACCAUUGCUGCGAAUCUGUCACAUAGCAUCUUUUCCCUCAUUAUCAAGAGAUCCACACUCAUGCCGACUACGGGAAGUAUUCCCGCAUCCUUACCAGCGGACUCCUCCAUGACCACAACCGUAGCCACUUGCCGUUUCGUCGAUCUUGGUACUCCAGCCAAGAGGCAACGGGGAAAAGAACAAGCGACAAGUGCUUCCAUUACCGAGUACGAUCUGUCCACUCUGCUUCGCACUAUUCACACAUUUAACGACGAAUUAACCAUGCCGGCACCCUCGUCCUCCAAUGGGAUAUCUCAAUUCGUUCGAGAAAAGAAUCAGCAGACAUUGUUAAUAGCAUGCGUUAGUUCCUCUGUUGCUGAUACCCAGCAAACAGUCAAUGUCUUAAAUUACGGUGCAAAAGCAUCCACUUAUCCUGAACAGCUACCGAUGAUAUCCAUCGAGAACGAAGCGACCACAAUGGAACUGAAACGAUUACGUGAUCAGGUGCUCCAGCUUCGACGUCAAGUGGACGUGUUGCAGCACCAACGAUCUGUUCCUGAAAACGACGCAUUUACAUCACUACAAAACGAGAGGAAGAAUAUGCACCGCUCUGCGGUUGAAACGGCCAGCGAACUGGACAAGACAAAAGCCGGAAGGGAUACGUUGAUGCUUCAAAUGGACAUGCAGUAUCAACAGGAGAUGGAGCAGCGUUACGCGGACACCAUACGUGACCUCCGGCAACAAGUUGUGGAAGCGAAUCAACGUUUAGCGUAUUUUGACCCCUCGUUCAUCGACGCGCCACGCCACAGUGCAUUGAAACAUCACGCCACCAUCUCCAUGGCGUUACCAGGUCAACAUGGUUCGUCGCAUCACGACAGUGACCUGUUGGCACUGCUGGAGAAAGGCUCAAUUUCUGCGAAUCGUCGAGCGAAACGAAAACAUCUUCGAGUCGUGCAUCGUGCAAGGACUCCGUCCACUUCGGCUACACGGAAACGUGGCACUCACAGUUCAUCGCGUAGAGACGAUGUGGCAGCGUCACAGAAACGCUUGGAGGAUUUAAUCGCCAUGUUACAAACUGAUCAUGCAUUUGACGAUUCAUCCGAUGACGAUGAUGAUAACAAUGUAAGUUUUACAUAUUGCCUGUGGUGCCGAUACGUCUGCUGUGUGCAGAUGUGAAAAAAAAAAGUCGAGAAGGAAAAAAAAAUGUUUCAGCAACGACCUCCGUGUGUAGCAUGCAAAUACGGGAUUUAUGACCCUAAUUUUUUUUUUAAUAGUCCACCAGCACGGUAUCCGCAUGGAUAAAUAAGAACAAGUCCAAACAUGAAACAAUAUCA